Molecule: messenger RNA, 2832 nt
Organism: Phodopus roborovskii (desert hamster)
Lineage: Eukaryota; Metazoa; Chordata; Mammalia; Rodentia; Cricetidae
Gene: Uap1l1
Product: UDP-N-acetylglucosamine pyrophosphorylase 1 like 1
Exons: 9
Coding region: 127-1650 (507 amino acids)
Biological process (GO): UDP-N-acetylglucosamine biosynthetic process
Molecular function (GO): UDP-N-acetylglucosamine diphosphorylase activity
Source: RefSeq, a predicted model, not a curated record
GGGGUCCCGGCUGGAGGUGCUGCGUCCUGGGCCGGCCUCUUUGGGAUCUGCGCCGCCUGCCUGAGAUCUCGUGAUGUUGGUCAUAAGGUCUCGAGUACCACUUGAGCCAGCAGCUGCGUUUGCAGCAUGGCUUCGGAGCAAGAUGUUCGGGCACAGCUGCAGCGCGCGGGCCAGGAGCAUCUCCUUCGCUUCUGGGCCGACCUGGCUCCGGAGCCUCGAGCCGCGCUGCUAGCGGAGCUCGCUUCUCUAGAGCCCGACGCUCUGCGUGAACACUGCCAGCGCGCCUCGGCCGCCUGCGCGCUUGCCCCCGGUCCUCUGCCGGACUUGGCGGCGCGCCUGCAGCCCCUGCCCCCAGAACGCGUAGGCAGCGCGAUCCGCUGCGACCAAGAGGCACGCCUUCGGUGGGAAGAGGAAGGUUUCCGACAGAUUGCUUUGAACAAGGUGGCUGUCCUGCUGCUGGCCGGUGGACAGGGCACUCGCCUGGGCGUCACCUACCCCAAGGGCAUGUAUCAAGUAGGGCUGCCCAGCCAAAAGACCCUGUACCAACUGCAAGCAGAGCGGAUCCGGCGUGUUGAACAGUUGGCUGGCCAGCGACUGGGGACCCAUUGCACCGUGCCCUGGUACAUCAUGACCAGUGAGUUUACACUGGGACCCACCAUCAAGUUCUUCAAGGAGCAUGACUUCUUCCACUUAGACCCGGCUAAUGUGGUCCUGUUCGAGCAGCGCAUGCUACCUGCUGUGACCUUUGAGGGCAAGGCCAUACUGGAACGGAAAGACAAAGUUGCCAUGGCCCCAGAUGGCAACGGGGGCUUGUACUGUGCCCUGGCUGACCACCAGAUCCUAGAGGACAUGAAACGGCGGGGCGUGGAGUUUGUACAUGUGUACUGUGUGGACAACAUCCUGGUACGGCUGGCUGACCCAGCAUUCAUCGGCUUCUGUGUGCUUCACGGAGCCGACUGUGGUGCCAAGGUGGUGGAAAAAGCAUACCCUGAGGAGCCAGUGGGCGUGGUGUGCCAGGUGGACGGUGUCCCCCAGGUGGUGGAGUACAGCGAGAUUAGCCCUGAGACCGCUGGGCUCCGAGGGGCUGAUGGGGGCUUGCUCUACAACACAGGCAACAUCUGCAACCAUUUCUUCACUCGAGACUUCUUGGAAAUAGUCACCAGGGAGUUUGAGCCCUUGUUGAAGCUGCAUGUGGCUGUGAAGAAGGUCCCAUACGUGGAUGAGGAGGGAAAUCUGGUAAAGCCGCUAAGACCGAAUGGGAUAAAGAUGGAGAAGUUUGUGUUUGAUGUGUUCCAGUUUGCUAAGAACUUCGUUGCCUUUGAAGUAUCUCGGGAGGAGGAAUUCUCACCAUUGAAGAAUGCUGACACAGCCAGCAGGGACAACCCUUCUACUUGCAGGAGAGCCUUGCUGGCUCAGCACUACCGCUGGGCUCUGCAGGCCGGAGCCCACUUCCUGGACGUACAUGGGGUCCAGCUUCCUCAGCAGUCUGGCUUGCUCCCAAAUGGAGACCCUCCAGCCAUCUGUGAGAUAUCACCCUUGGUGUCUUACUCUGGAGAGGGGUUGGAGAUGUACCUACAAGGCCGGGAACUUCAGUCUCCAUUCAUUCUAGAUGAGGACCAAGCCAGGCUGCUGCAGCCACAGGACUGCUAACCUGCUUGCUCCCAGUCUCUCUAGCCCUGGGGUCCUAUCGGGUGCUGAUACAGCUCUGGCCCAGGCUCUGAGUAGAAAUGCUGGCCUGCAAGACACAGAAGGGAGUGUGCUAGUUUACGUCACAAGGUUGGGAUCUCUUGGGUCUCCCGUGGACUGUAGAUGUCUGUCUCUAUAGUUUUUGCUUGUUUUGUUUUUGCCCCAUUGCUGGCUCUGGGCUUAGCUGAGAGGUAGAGGGUUGGGGACCUUGGAAAAUGGGGCUAGAGGUAGAGUGUGAGGAGGUGUUGUCUGAGAACACAGGACAUGCCCUCUAAGAUUCAUCCUGCCAGCACACAGGCCAGCCAUGUGCUCAGCAGACCGUGAGAUGCCUCAUGGGGGUGUAGUUAAAGGACCCCCUCCCCAGUAGCAGAACAGUAGCUAGCUGAGCAUGUCACCCAUGUGCCUAGAUGUACCAACAGACGAGGCUUCGAGGACCCUGAUCUGCACACCUGAGGUGAAAACAGUUCUCCUUGCCUUCCAUAGAUCUCUCCCACAGUCCGAGUCUCCCAGUCAGCACCCACAAAUGGGCCUGGCUGUUGUGUUCUUGAUUAUUUUCCCCCAAGAACCAGAGCCCACACUGUUGCCUUUUGCAAUGACUACUGGUUUUGACCGAGUCAGCAUAUCUCAUCCUGGUUUGGUCUUUUCCUGGAGCUUAGAACUUACGUGGAGAUGUAGCUUCUGAUUAAGUGGUGCUUGGCUCUGCCACCCAGCCUUGUCUCUGAAUCACAGCUGGUUUCCUGUGCCGGUGACACCAACCCUUCCCGUAAUGUAAUAGUGAUUAAGAGAGGCAGCCUGCUCCUCAGCCACCUAGCCCCAGAUGUGUGGGCUCCUGCUCAUUCCUGUCCACACUCCCAGAGUGGGUUUCUGGGAAGAGUAUACUCACCUUACAGUGUGGAGGCUGUGGAUGUGGACUUGAGGAAGAUGGCAGGAUCAAGCCCAUGGCUGCCAUCUUUGAAACAUGUAGAAGGCAAACUGGACUUUUGCUGAGCUCUGUGGUCAUCUUGCUGUAAGCUUCAGAAACAAACUAUAUUUUGGCACCCUUCUCUUACUGCUCCACAGGCAAGCUGGGGUCCCUGGAGCAGGAGAAGGUCCCUGAGAGAGAUCAAAGCCUCAGGUUCUUCCUGAAUAAACAAUCAGUUGAGUGAA